Molecule: messenger RNA, 2713 nt
Organism: Oryzias melastigma (Indian medaka)
Lineage: Eukaryota; Metazoa; Chordata; Actinopteri; Beloniformes; Adrianichthyidae
Product: rhodopsin kinase GRK1
Exons: 7
Coding region: 515-2200 (561 amino acids)
Biological process (GO): regulation of signal transduction; signal transduction; protein phosphorylation
Cellular component (GO): cytoplasm
Molecular function (GO): ATP binding; rhodopsin kinase activity
Source: RefSeq, a predicted model, not a curated record
CCCUCAGCAGACAUCUGAUCAGAUGGGGAUCGUUGUAAAGAAUAAAAGAAGGUUAAAGAUUGAACCUGGUCACCUUCAAAUCCUUUCCAAAGGAAAUCUAAGAACAUUAAAUCAUGUUUCCAGACUGUUUUAGUUGGUUUAAAUGAUCAUCUUAAUAUUUUACUGAAGAUUUUCCUGUUUUACGGGAGAAAAGUUCCCGGUUGAACUCCUGAAUGUGCUGCUUGAGUUGCUCUUACAUGUGCUCACACACUUUGUCUGGGGCAUUGGGGUGUUAAUGGAUUACUGAAAGGUGUUGACUCAGGUGAGUGUGGGUGUGUGUGCUUUUGUGUGUGUGUGUGUGUGAAUGAGGAUGGUGCCGUCCUCAAAUUGUGCUGCGGACUACCUCAGACAUCAGUUCUCCCUCCUGCUCCCUCCGUCACUCCUCUGUCAUCCGUUUCCUGUUUUCCUGCUUUUUCCUUUUCCUUCCCCCUGAUUGUGUGAUGUCUUCCCUUCGCUGCGCCUAACCGUCUCCACCAUGGACAUCGGAGGACUGACCACCGUGGUAGCAAACUCUGCCUACAUCAACGCCCGGGGAAGCAUCGAUGGCUCCAACCCGGCAGCGGCUCGGGACAAGAAGUACCACUCCCGCCUCAAGCUGCCCCACAUCACGGUGUGCGAGGGUCUGAAGGACACCUUAGACUUGGCCUUUGACUCCGUGUGUGUGGAGCAGCCGAUCGGCAAACGCCUCUUUAGGGAAUUCUUGGAAGCAAAUCAAGAAUACCACGGGGCUUGCCGCUUGUGGAAGGACAUCGAGGACUAUGACCUGGCCGAGGACUCUGAGAGGGCAAAGAAAGCCUCCAAGAUAGUCCAGCGGUACAUGGACCCAUCUGCCAAACAUUUCUGCCCGUUCCUGCCUGAGGACAUCAUAGCUAAGGUGAAGGAAAGCCUGGAGGCUGUGGGCGAUGACUUGUUCGCUGCAGCUCUGGCAAAGACUCUGGACUAUCUACGAGAGGCUCCUUAUGUGUUCUUCGUGGAGAGCAUGUACCUGAAGAGGUUCCUCCAGUGGAAGUGGCUGGAGAUGCAGCCCAUGGAUGCAGACUGGUUCCUGGAUUUUCGUGUUUUGGGGAAAGGUGGGUUUGGGGAGGUGUCUGCGUGUCAGAUGAAAGCCACUGGGAAACUGUAUGCCUGUAAGAAACUCAACAAGAAGAGGCUGAAGAAGAGGAAAGGCUACGAGGGGGCGAUGGUGGAGAAGCGCAUUCUUGAGAAGGUCCACAGCCGCUUCAUUGUGUCUUUGGCGUACGCCUUCCAGACAAAGGAGGAGCUUUGUCUGGUCAUGACCAUCAUGAACGGAGGAGACCUCAAAUACCACGUCUACCUGGUGGAUGAGAACAACCCGGGGUUCAGUGAGCCCAGAGCCUGCUUUUACAUCGCUCAGAUCAUCCAGGGUUUGGAGCAUCUCCAUCAGAAGAGCAUCAUCUACAGAGAUCUCAAACCGGAAAACGUCCUGCUGGAUAAUGACGGAAAUGUGCGUAUUUCGGAUUUGGGUUUGGCUGUGGAGCUCAAAGAAGGCAAAACAAAAACUAAAGGUUAUGCCGGGACACCAGGGUACAUGGCUCCAGAGAUGCUGAAAGGUGAUAAGUAUGACUCCUCGGUGGAUUACUUCACCUUGGGCGUCACUUUGUAUGAAUUCAUGGCGGCCAAGAACCCGUUCAGGAACAGAGGCGAGAAGGUCGAGCGGGAAGAGAUGAAGGAGCGCAUGCUGACCCGUGAGGUGACCUAUGAAGAUAACUUCAGCGAGCACGCCCGGUCCCUGUGCGACGGGCUGCUGGCGAGAGACGUGGACAAAAGGAUGGGGUUCAAGAACGGCUGCUGCGAUGAAAUCAGAGCUCAUCCGUUCUUUAAAGACAUUAACUGGAGGAAACUGAAUGCAGGUAUAAUCCCGCCCCCUUUCGUCCCUGACCCCAAAGUGGUGUACGCUAAAAGCCUGGAUGACGUCGGGGCCUUCUCCUCGGUGAAGGGGGUGACCCUGGAGGAUCCCGACAAGAACUUUUUCGACGAGUUUUCCUCCGGGAACAUUCCCAUCCCAUGGCAGGAGGAGAUGAUCGAGAUGGGCAUUUACUCCGAGCUCAACCUUUGGGGCCCCGACGGCACCGUCCCCAACGACCUUCGCAGGGAGUCCAUCCUGGAGCAACCGAAGUCGUCGACAUGCCACAUAUGCUAAAAACGUGAGCCUGCAAACUUGUACAUCAUCUUAUGAAGAACCCUGAGGACUCCACAGCUGAAACAGUUUGAGGCGAUUGUUCGAGAAAACGAGAACGGAGAGGUAGAUUUUUAAAUGUGAGUGGACUUGAACAUAGACUUAGGAGUUUAAACUGUUUCUAUCUUUAUAUUGCUGUCUCAAUCUCCAUGAAUUCAUUCCUUCACUGUUCUUUUUUGUGUGUUUUUGUUUCUUAGUUGUUGCACUGCUUUUAGAUCAGAAUGUAUUUUUGAAAAUGUCCCAUUUUCAAGCAGGAGUUUUGUGACUUUGCAUCUGGUGCUGUCAGAGAUAUUUGGAACCUGUAAGUUGUUACUUUGCCUCCACCACAUGUAUGCUGCUAUAGUGUGUCUCCUGUUCUAUUUAAUGUGUUGAUUUUUUGUUUUUUUUGUUUUAGUUAAAUAUCACAAAAUGCUGUGUGAUUUAUUUUGAAAGUUCAUGUCAUUUCUGACAAUUUACUCUAAAAAAAACAAGAGGAAA